AUGUUUGGGCUUAUUGGAGUAAGUGGCGAGGGGUGUGUACUUGCUGUGGCUGUUACUGCUGUUGCUGUUGGUGGUUUUUUUUUUGGUGCUAGUGCUGCUGUAUUCGGCACCACUGAUGAUUUCUGGUUGCAUUGCUGCUGUAUCGUCAAUGCAGUAUUGCUGCCGUUGUCACUAACUGCCGCUCCUGAAUUGGCAUCGUAA
Enterobius vermicularis (human pinworm) is the source of this 201-nucleotide messenger RNA. Lineage: Eukaryota; Metazoa; Nematoda; Chromadorea; Rhabditida; Oxyuridae. The record is from the annotation of a GenBank genome assembly.